Messenger RNA from Moneuplotes crassus, 1482 nucleotides. NCBI's taxonomy places the organism in Eukaryota, Ciliophora, Spirotrichea, Euplotida, Euplotidae. The record is from the annotation of a GenBank genome assembly.
AAACUCUCUAACAUGAGCUAUAAAUCCAAUUCAUAUGAACAUCAAACAUUGUCAUCAAUUUUAAAGAAUUUAAGCAAAACUAAGAAUGAUCUUGAUGAUGUUGAAGAAGACUUAGAUGAGUUUGACAAUUCAUUCGAGGAGAAUAAGAUUAAUAAGAUAUAUCCGAGCUCAAGCUUGAAUUCUUCUGGCAACUUUCCUCAAGUUAUGCAGAGAUGUAAUGAAUCUUAUCGCAAACAGAUAGAGAUUAUUGUUAGAAACUGAAACGAAUCUUUGAAGAAUAUCCCUGACGAAACUACUCCUUUAUUAAGAGAGAGGAAAGAAGAGUAUGAGAAUCUAAAUGGAUACUCAAAUACCCCUUCGAAUAUAAGCUUUUACUCAAAUGAAAGGAAUAGUUACAAACCAAACCUCCAAAGCAACCCUCCAUUUAUUGGCGAGUCUAACCCUCCAACCCUCAGAACAAAGUCUAAACUCCCUGAAGAUAUCCCCCAAGACUUCGCUCGCUACAAACAAGAAAUCGAGUCUGAAAAACUACUAGUCGACAAAAUCUGCGCUGACAACUCUCUAAAAGACCUAAUCCUCAACCUUUACAGGUAUAAAAUCCUCUUCACCCAAAAAUCCCAAAAAUCCUGCAACUGCAAAGGCAACGGCCCUUCAAACCCCAUGAAGGCUCCCAUGAUGCAAGUUUACGAAAAAGUUCACUCUACUAACAUUGCUUUAAAAUCUAAAAAUUCUGAACUUCAGAAAUAAGCUGAAUAUUAUCCAAAGUCUACAGUCAAAUGUGCUAACCCGACUACAAGCAGAACAGGAAUUAACAAGAAUUCUUCAGAAGAAGAUUAAGACCCUUCAGGAAGUUGGAACUGGUCAGGAACAAGACUGAGACUUAGAAGAAGAACAGAAGGAGCAAGCGAAGAAGAAAAAGAAGAGGAAGAGGAAUAAGAAUAAGAGAAAGGCUAAGCAAACAGAGAGGGAGAAUCAUAAGGAUAGUGAGGAGAAGGAAGACAUGAGUCAGGAUAAAGAGGAUAAUGAAAUCAGAGAGGGUAAAGAGAAUAAAGAUGACAAGCAGAGCAAAGUGGAAGAAAUAGGUAAGAAAGAAGUAGUUUUGAUUGAGGAGGAAACUAAGACACUUCAAAAAGCGAGAACUCAAACUGAUUCUGAGAUAAAUCAUAUAGUUAAGGACCGUAGAAGUUCAUCCACUGAAAGUGAUUCUUUGGAUAAUCUAGUAUUUGACAAAUUUGCUGAAAUCUCAUCAACUAAAGAAAAUGUAACUCUUGUUCAAAAGCUUCAAGAUGAAAUCUCUCUGGAAUCUAAUGUAAAUGCUAAUCUCGUUCAGAAGUGAGUAUCAGAUCCUGAUAUAAAAGGCAAGAAGGAAAAUAAGUUAGAGCUUCAGUACCAAGAGAUAUAUAACAUAAUGCAGGAAUGGUAUGAAAAAGUAUUCGAGUCUGAUCCUGACUGUCUCGAACUUUAAUUAAAACUUUGUAAAGC